CGUUGAUCUGUGCGAUUUCAUAUGCAAAGAAAAACAUCUAUGGUUUAGAGGUUUAGAAGAAUCAGUAUCAGACUCCAUCUAGCUAUCGAAUCGAGGGGUAUCCCUCACCACCCUCCUUCAACAAGAUGGCGACGUUCGACUAUUACAGUCGGAUGAACGGUCCGGCAACGCGCAAUAUGAUAUGGAAUGAGGUAAUCCACCAAGAGACUAGGGACCAUUUCUACCACAAUUUGAACACAAAACUCGAAGACUUCCAAAGCAUAGAGGGUAGAGAAGUCGGCGUCAAAGACUUCUAUAAAGGGACGUUGGCGUGGAUAAAAAACAAGUACUACUUUUUCUUACUUCAACUUGUUUGCUGGUGUACUUGUUUGCUGGUGUUGCUCUUUCUUAACGUCAUCAACCUUCGUCUUGAUGUAAUUUCAACUCAGUCAUAAAACACAUCGUUUCUACCGACAACAAUGUAUUCUUGCUUGUACUUCAACAAAAAGAACUGGACGUUUUUGCAUCAUGAAUUUACAUACAUCCAACUACAUCACACACAACGCAUGCCAGAUACUACCAAGCAGCGGGGCAACCAACAGAGCUUGUGAAGAUGUCAAGGGUAAAUAGGAUAAAUCCCUACAAGCAACAGAAAGGCAUGCAGGGAUCCAGCGCCAGUGCUGCGGAUCUGUACUACUGCUAAAUCACACUUUAGGUCUGAUUAGCAGAUCAAUCUUUAUGCUCGUAUUUGCCUGUGGUGGAAACGACUAAUUCUAAUUCACUUUUAGAACAUCAAAAAUCCAACAUUGAAAUUGAUUUAGUCAGUCUCCCUCUCCUCCUUUCUUCGUUUCGACAGACAGGCAUCCACAUUUCCAGGUUUUGUUCUCCUUUCUUCAGGCAUGCGGACGGCGGAGCUCCCCAUCUCUACUUGCCGCCAACUGCUAGCGCUAGUGCACGGUCAACAUCGAGUUCAAACCGAGGUAGGACAGCAGGACAACAAGUCCAAAUCCUGACGGCAAGGAGUAGUGCUGUAGGUGCUAGCGCGCGUAGCAGUGCUAGAAGCCGUGCUAGUGGUAGGUCACAAAGUGUGCCUCAUAUAGCCGUGCCUAGGUGAUCGGUGUCCAUGCAAGUAUCUGCUGUAUGUUUCCGAUAGAAGUGGAAACUGUGACUGUCAUAUCUACUCGUUAACGUUACGUCAACACAGAAAAUUAAAACGUGAUGAAUGGAGACAUCUUCCUCUACAAGAAUUACAAAUAUCAAUACAGACCAGCCAAUAGGAAAGAAAUCUGCCAUUACAAUCAAUUUCUAUAGCUUACUCAUACAUACAGCACCACCAUAUUGCACGUGCACAGUGAGAGCAAAUAUGAUACAACUAUCGUGCCAAUGCCAUAAUGGUCCCUGAUAACAUACAACUUCCAAAACCAAAUGUUCAUCUUCAAUCCUAAAUAUUUAUUCCGAUUUUUUGGCUUAAAAAAGUGUUACGCUACGUGGUCCGAGUACCAUACAUCUACUUGGAUAUUAGCAGUGGGGAUCAAAAGAUGAUCGCAGAGCUUCUUGUAUUUCAUUGACAACAUGAAUCAUGAUCUAUCAAGUUAAAAAUGGUAGUUGUUGUCAGCACCUCCACGAU
This is a messenger RNA of Amoebophrya sp. A25, 1606 nucleotides long. NCBI's taxonomy places the organism in Eukaryota, Dinophyceae, Syndiniales, Amoebophryaceae. The record is from the annotation of a GenBank genome assembly.